This is a messenger RNA of Cicer arietinum (chickpea), 701 nucleotides long. The record is from RefSeq and is a predicted model, not a curated record. Lineage: Eukaryota; Viridiplantae; Streptophyta; Magnoliopsida; Fabales; Fabaceae.
GAAUAUUGAGCAACAAUUAGAGCGAUUAUUUGGAGCCUAACACCCUUUGUUUUCCACUUCUUAAACAUCUCACUCAAAUCCAAUAUCAUUUUUAUUCUAACAAUUCACAUCCAAUUCCUCUUGUUAAUUUCAUCAACAACAUUUUAAUUAGUUAACUAAAGAUUAUUAUGGCUUCAAGAGAAGAGUGUGAGCGCAUUUUCAAGCGCUUUGAUGUGAAUGGCGAUGGCAAGAUCUCGUUGGCUGAAUUUGCUGAUGCUCUCAAAGUGUUAGGCUUAACUUCCCAAGAUGAAGUUCAGCGUCGAAUGGCUGAGAUUGAUAAAGACGGUGAUGGAUUUAUCACUAUUGAAGAGUUAAUUGAAUUUCAAAAUGGCCAUCCUAACUUGAUGAACGAAAUUAUGAAGAAACUCUAAGUUUUCUUCACUAUAUUCUUACUAUACAUUUUCACUUGUUAUAAACCAUCCUUCUUUUUUUUCAUCUUUAACCUCGUAUUUUUACGAAUUCUUUAGGAGAUGGUUUCUAGCUACGGAAAAUGUGUUUUUUUUGUCUCUAUUAUAAAUAGUAACCCUUUAGAUGGGAGUAAGUUAAAAAUGUUUCUACUUAUCUUGUUGGUUGUUCGUUACUUUCAGUUAUUUACAACUUUUGUUGUAUCUCUUGUAUCCCAUUUAAUAUUAUAAUAUAUGUACUUUUCUUUAUAACUGUUA